AUGGUUUAUCUUGUUGUAUUAGAAAAAUUCUCAAGAAGAAAACUUCUAAUAUUCCUUAUUAUUCUACUGAUUAUUCAAAUAAUCUACUUUCUUCUUGGUGGUCUCAAUGGAACAAAACCAACAUAUGCUACUCUUCAUGAAUUUACUUUAUGCCAAUCUAAAGUCGAUCGUCAAUGGAUUUAUGAUAGUCCAGAAAAAAAUUGUAAUGAAGAACAUCUCGAAUUUGAGCGCGAAAAAAGUUGGAAAGAUUUUGUCUAUAUCAUUCAAUUACCACGUAUUACACGAUGGUUUCAAACAUUAACAUCAAUCAUUGUACCACGUAUCGAAUAUGAUUCGCGGGUUAAUUUGAGUGCAAAUGCAAUCUUAACAUAUAAUGUUCGGCUUGGUUAUAAAACUGAUCAAAUGUUUAAAGAUUUGAAUUCCGAAUGGCAAUUAGUCGCUGAAUCGCAAGAAUCUCGUUCUAUCCAAUGCCGGCCAAUAUUUCAUUAUGGAACCAAAAAUAAACAUAUACCUGAUGGAUACACAUGCGAACCAUUAGCUUUUCUGGAAUUAUCUACAUUGAAAUACCCAUACUAUUUAAUUAAUUUACAAAUAGUUGAUAAAAAUGGUCUGUCGCAAGAUAUUGGUAAACUUAAAUCAUUUGACUUCGUUGGUAUUCAUCAAACAGAAAAGUUUACGAAAUUAUGGUAUACAUUGAAAACAAUGACAUUUCCUAUUGUUCUUGCCAGUCUCAUUUGGUUUUGUCGACAAAUGAAACGUGCACAAAAAACUUAUACAAAUCUUGACAAAUUAAUAUUCUUACUUGGCCUAUCAGCAUGUAUACUCAAUGCUCCCAUAGAAUGGUUAACACUUGUAAUGCCUUUCAAUGGUUUUCAAAUCUACAGUGAAAUUCGCCAAGGAUUUUUUCUUACUGUUCUUUUGACUUUCUGGCUAUUCUUUGCUGGUGAACAUGUUGUUGAUAAAAGUGCUAAUCAUGGUUUAUUUUCAUAUGGAAAAUAUAUUGUUUUACUUUGGUUUGCUUCAUGCGCUUUACUCAUUUUUGAAUUAUGUGAACGAGGAUUUCAACUUUGGAAUCCAUUUCAUUCAAUAUGGUCUACACGUGUUGGCCGUAAUGUCAGUUUAACGUUUCUUAUACUUGCUGGUUUAUCCAGUUUUACCUAUAUUAUUUGUCUUACUGUACUUGUUGUACGUGUUUUCUGGAAUAUUCGUAGUAAACAAGGUGAACUUGCAGCAAUGCGCCGUAUUCGACGCUUGAUAUAUCAGGGAGCAUUUUAUCGAUUUCAAUUUAUGUUAUUAACAACGAUACUCUGUGCUAUAAUUACAAUUGUUUCAUAUUAUCUAAGUCAACUUGAUGAAACAUACUGGGUUUGGAAUACAGAAAAACCAGCUAAAAUUCAAUAUUCAGGAGCAUUUAUAACUGGAGUCUAUGGUAUGUUGAAUAUAUAUGUUUUUGCUAUUUUGGUACUUUUCUCACCAGUAAUCUCAAAUGUAGAUGAUAUGGAUGAAUUAACAUUGGCCAGUGAUGAUGGGAAUGUUAUGCAUUUAACUAAUAAUCAAACAUCUGCUUAUCAAAUGAUUAGUAAAGCAGCUAUCAGUUAA
Molecule: messenger RNA, 1599 nt
Organism: Rotaria socialis
Lineage: Eukaryota; Metazoa; Rotifera; Eurotatoria; Philodinida; Philodinidae
Source: the annotation of a GenBank genome assembly